Colletotrichum chrysophilum is the source of this 2490-nucleotide messenger RNA. RefSeq lists its product as uncharacterized. Gene Ontology annotation, biological process: lipid metabolic process. Lineage: Eukaryota; Fungi; Ascomycota; Sordariomycetes; Glomerellales; Glomerellaceae. Bases 1 to 2490 code for a protein of 829 amino acids. The record is from RefSeq and is a predicted model, not a curated record. Gene Ontology annotation, molecular function: triacylglycerol lipase activity. The transcript is spliced from 2 exons.
AUGAACGACGUUCUCAUCAACCCCGUGCACCCUCUCCCGGCCAUAAGGGUCAAAUCCUCAUCAUCAGGCCCUACAGCCUCGCUCAAAACCGGCAGGUCCUCGUCGAUUAAGAAACAGCCGCAGUCGCCGCCCCGAAAUGCCGCCAUCGAUUCCAUAUCCCGCGCCAUCAGAGGCGCCAACAACCUUGUUCUGUCCUUGCGGGAUGGUCUGUCCGAGCUCGAGCGGGAGAACAAGAGGAAACAGGAAGAGAGGAAGCAGAUAUUGUCUCUCCGCAUGAAGAAUGCAAAAUGGCAGGAAGCCGCCGAGGAACUUGAUAUACUCGAAGAGAACGACGUGUGGAAGGUGGACCCCUACGAUGGCGACUACUACCCCGAGUUGAUCGAGGCACGACUGAAAGAGCUCGACGAUGCCCGAACAAAUUGCGAUACACGAGCCAUGAUGCACCUCGUUCGCACAGCAUUGUGCAGAGACCUCGGUGGCAUGGGGAAUGUUGAUCUAUACAGACACUCCUACGUCGGCACCAAGAAUCUCAUCGAGCGCUAUGUCGACUCGGCCAUCCAGACCAUUGACGCUCUCGUUGAAAAGAGCCAAUACGCGUUACCCGAGGGCAUGGGCCAGAGAGACAUCUUGGAGAGCGUCCUGUUCGCUCGCCAAAGCUUUGGCCGAAGCGCGUUGCUGUUGAGCGGCGGAGGAACCCUGGGUAUGUCCCAUAUAGGUGUUUUAAAGGCGCUCUUCGAGGUCAAGCUGCUGCCGCGCAUCAUAUCGGGUGCCUCAGCUGGCUCCAUCGUGUCUGCCGUCAUCUGCACCCGAACCGACGAGGAGAUUCCUCGUCUUGUUAGGGAAUUCCCGUACGGUGACCUUGCCGUCUUCGAUGCCGAGGAGAACCCUGAUGGAGUCUUUGACCAUAUGCGACGAUUGCUCACCGAGGGGAGUUGGUCCGACAUCAAGCACUUGACUCGUGUGAUGCGCGGUUUGGUGGGAGACCUCACGUUCCAAGAAGCUUACAACCGCACACGGCGAGUCCUCAAUAUUUGCGUAUCCACCGAGUCCAUGUACGAACUACCUCGCUUACUCAACUACAUCACCGCUCCCAACGUCAUGAUUUGGUCGGCGGUGGCCGCUUCUUGCUCGGUGCCAUUGGUCUUCAGCGCGGCUCCGUUGCUAGUCAAGAAUCCUGAUACCGGCGAGCAUAUGCCCUGGAAUCCGACGCCACAGAGAUGGAUUGAUGGCUCCGUCGACAACGACCUACCCAUGACGAGGCUUGCGGAAAUGUUCAAUGUGAAUCAUUUCAUCGUCUCGCAAGUCAACCCGCAUGUCGUGCCCUUCUUGGCGCGUGAUGACCAACUCGACCCUGAUGAUACCUCAGCGCGUAGAACCAGUCUCUCGCCCAGCAAACAGGAGCUUGAUUGGGUAUACACUCUGACGGCUCUGGCCAAGGAUGAAGCGUUGCAUCGCCUGCACUUUCUGGCCGAGAUUGGCGUCUUUCCAACACUAGUCACGAAGCUUAAGAGUAUUCUCAGCCAGAAAUAUUCUGGCGACAUCAACAUUCUACCGGAAAUCAGUAUCCACGACAUACCAAAGAUCCUUAGCAACCCAAGCCCCGAUUUCAUGUUACGGGCUUGCUUGAUGGGCGAACGCGCAACGUGGCCGAAACUAAGUCGGAUUCGUGACCGCUGCGCCAUCGAACUCGCACUGGAUCGAGCUGUUCAUCGUCUACGCGCUCGUGUUGUGUUCUCUGACAGCCAAGUCGACUUGCGUCGACUCACCACUGGCAUUGUCUUGCCGCCACCGUGGCCGAAGUCGACAGGGGGUGCGAAGAUUGCACCAUCCGGAACCCCAGCCCUUACUCUGGAUACAGAGAUCGUCAAGAACCGUCAGCGCCGAUGCUCGGGCAGCAGUGUACAGCUCAUGGCUCACCACCGACGCUUGAUGGAGAACGUGCUCACUGAUGAAGAGACAGAGGAAGAGGAGCGUCUAGAAAUGCGGGCAAGACACGGUCACGGAAGCACGUCACCUGUCCUUGUUCGCAAGCCUCGUCUCAAGAGAGCAGCUAAGAGCCAUUUCAAUGUUUCUUUGGCACGGGGACCUCAGACUAGUCCCAUAAACCCGGCUUAUCUUGAGGCCGUCGAAUUUGACUUUGGAAAACCCGUGACGCCUCCUUUGCACCGGUCACGACACUCAGAGGGGUCAUUGGCACACAGCGCCAGCUUGGCCAUGACACCAGCCAAUGACGUAGACCCUCUCGCUCCGGGGUCGAGAGGCGAGGCGACAUCCCACACCGAGCUAGAAACAUCAGACUUGCAUUCCUCCGACGGGGAUGUCGAGUCUCAUACCGAAAUGUCGGACCCAGAGCCAUACAGCGAUAGUCACUGGCUCCGCGAAGGGUCCGGUGAAAUAGACCCAGCCCUCAAGGAAGGCAAAGACUUGCCCGAGAUUAGCAGCCGUGAAGUCAUCGCGGUGAACGAUUCUGUGGGAGGACUUUGGGAUUGA